CACGAGGCGGACGCUGAGGGCUUCCGCGCGGGCCACCCGGGUCCAGCGCGCUCCGCCGGGAAACUUCUGCGGGCGCCGGGCUGGAGCUCCUGGCAGGGCUGGGAAGGAAAGGAAAUACCAAAAUAUUUGCAGACUGGAUCCAAAUCAGGAGCCCACAUGAACUUAAAGAAGCGAGCAUGGGAUUCUUAGUUUUUCAAGAUCCGUACACACGAAGCCUUUAAUCAGCAUCAACUCCAGUGUCCGUUUUCUCUGGUUUUGUGAAGACUGCACAAAACUCUCAUGAUGGAGAACCAAAGGACUUAGUUACCUGUUUCAGUGUCAUCUAAAGUCAACUGAAAAGUGAAGCAGGCAGUAAUACAGCCAUGGAAAGAAAUUCAAGUUUAUGGAAGAACCUAAUAGAUGAACACCCAGUCUGCACAACCUGGAAGCAAGAGGCCGAAGGAGCCAUUUAUCAUCUUGCCAGUAUUUUAUUUGUAGUAGGUUUCAUGGGUGGCAGUGGAUUCUUCGGGCUCCUUUAUGUCUUCAGUUUGCUGGGGUUGGGUUUUCUCUGUUCUGCUGUCUGGGCUUGGGUAGAUGUCUGUGCAGCUGACAUAUUUUCCUGGAAUUUUGUACUGUUUGUCAUCUGCUUCAUGCAAUUUGUUCAUAUUGCAUAUCAAGUUCGCAGCAUAACCUUUGCCCGAGAAUUCCAAGUGUUGUACAGCUCCCUUUUCCAGCCCCUGGGGAUCUCUUUGCCUGUCUUCAGAACGAUUGCUUUGAGCUCUGAAGUGGUUACUUUGGAAAAGGAACACUGUUAUGCCAUGCAGGGGAAAACUUCCAUUGAUAAACUCUCCUUGCUUGUUUCAGGAAGGAUCAGAGUGACAGUUGAUGGUGAAUUUCUGCAUUACAUUUUCCCCCUUCAGUUCCUGGAUUCUCCUGAGUGGGAUUCACUGAGACCCACAGAGGAAGGCAUUUUUCAGGUAACCCUCACUGCAGAAACUGAUUGUCGAUAUGUGUCUUGGAGGAGAAAGAAAUUAUAUCUGCUCUUUGCUCAGCAUCGUUACAUCUCCCGCCUUUUUUCAGUGCUAAUUGGCAGUGACAUUGCAGAUAAACUCUAUGCCUUGAAUGACAGGGUAUAUAUAGGAAAAAGAUAUCACUAUGAUAUUCGGCUACCCAACUUCUAUCAAAUGUCAACUCCAGAAAUACGCAGAUCACCCCUGACACAACAUUUUCAGAAUUCCAGACGAUACUGUGAUAAAUGACAUCAAAGUCUGAAAUUUAUAAGUAUAAAAAAAGACUCUCUCUUCAUCAUUCCCCAGUGAAAUAGCAAAAUACAAAAAAAGAGCUCCCUAAUGUUUUUAUAAAUCAAAUUCAGAAGCGAGAUGCCAUUGCCAACUGUUUUAUUCCUUUCAACAACUGCAUUGUGAAUAAACUUUACAAAUUUUUCUUGUA
Molecule: messenger RNA, 1428 nt
Organism: Pan troglodytes (chimpanzee)
Lineage: Eukaryota; Metazoa; Chordata; Mammalia; Primates; Hominidae
Gene: POPDC3
Product: popeye domain containing 3
Exons: 4
Coding region: 363-1238 (291 amino acids)
Biological process (GO): regulation of membrane potential; striated muscle cell differentiation; heart development
Cellular component (GO): sarcolemma
Molecular function (GO): cAMP binding
Source: RefSeq, a predicted model, not a curated record